ACUACUGUUUCCACUCGGGGAUGCACUUCCUCAACGCCCAUGCGUCCUUCGACCUUUGGGCCGAGCGGUCGCUGCAGAUGAUCUACCCUACGGUAGCGAUGCACUACUGGGACUUCACCAUCGAUGCCGCCACCCUCGGACCAGAGUACACGUUCGUAGACGCAGGCAUGUCUUCUCCGCGAGCUGUUCAACAGGAGGCUAACCCGAUGGGCCAACACCCAAACUCGACGAUGCACCGCAGUUGGGCGAACAGCGCAGUUUUCAGCAAUGACAUGUACGGGUCGGCACUGGGGUCCCCCGACAAUGGCGACCAGAUCUCCGAGGGCUGGUUUGCCGACGUGAAGUCCAUCUACGACCCGGACGAGACGUUUUUGCAAGAACAAAUCAACCCUGGCCACAGCGUCUACGGAUACAUUGACGCGAAGUUGAACAUCCAGGGCGAGAUGGAGUUCGCCACGUGUAAUGUACUCAUCAACUGCUUCGAACAAAACGACAACAUCUCUGAGUGGAACGAGUGCAUGGAAAAUCAGGUGGACAUGGUGCAGUUCCAGGAGGAUCACCCUGUGUUCAAAGCAGGGCUGCUGUCCUUCGCGCUGGAGUACAUCCUCGUCGGCACGUGGCCGAGCAACUCCUUCAUGAAGAGCCACAACACGUGCGACAUGUCCUGCACCGUGGGGCAGACACAGGACUGCGGGUGCACUUGCAACACCGAUUUCUACGACUGGUCUGACGACGAGGUAUACGACAUGAUGGAGUCACAAAUGGGGACGAUGAACAACAGAGCUCACGGCGACAAGUACGUCUACAGGGACCUCGGCGCCACCUAUCAGUACGGCUUCCAGCAGAACGGAGUUCGGCUGGAACACGACGACAACAUGCUGCUCAUGCGCACCCUCUUGACGCUCGCGUGUGAACCGGGCGCUUUGGGGGCAAUGAGCGUCGGACCCAGCAUCCUCGACCCAGUGUUUUGGGCACUCCACCCGAUCUUCGAAAAAGCUACACAGCUCUUGCAGCUUUCCCCGACCUAUAAGGAUACUUACGACUUCACGUGGGUCGGGAUUGACUGCGGCGACGGCGUGUCCGGCGGGCAGGUGGACGAGACCAUGCCGUUUACAGAGCGGGACUUCGGCUUCGGCGACGGCGACGAGCCCCUGACGAACCAGGAGAUCAUCGAUUUCCUGUUCCCGACGAACCCCAGGCUGCCCUACGUGUAUGACAAGUUCGACUCCUGGGGAGUCUGCACAGAUUGGGACUUUGAAGUGGCUGCGACUUAACAAUGCCGUGGGUGUGUGCCAUCCAGCUUGGCGAACCGUGUGGAACGCCGGGCUGUGCUUGAUAAUAUGCUCGAGCUUCUCGUUGGUCGCCAAUGAAGGACACGCCGCAGGUUGACUUGCGAACACCCGCGCUGUACGGGUCCAUGCCAGCGAUGUAUGUGGUGCCUUUCUUGUAGUGAUGUUGACGUUGCGGGGUCCGUUUUUCCAUUUUCCUUCGGUAUCUACCCUCGCGACACACGACACUCGAGCGCUGUCUGGUGUCUUCGGCGUAAGUUCAAUUCAGUUAAUGUUGGGGUGAACCACCGCUGCACAGACAGAUGGUUUACCGCCGUAUCCACGAUGAUACGCAUACAUCCGUCGAUUCUUUUGAGAAUGUUUUCUGACGAGGACGCGGGCAAUGCCUUAUAUCACCACUUUUCAUUGGCGGCAGAUUCGGCGCGAGGUCCACUGCAAAAGGUGGCCCGACAUAGUUUCAUGUCGGGGCAAGAGGAGAAUAUGCUAUUCAGGGCAGUGCCACUACUGUAUGCAAAAUCGGGUUCAUGAACAUGUUGAGUUUGUGACCAGAGAUUUGAUGCCACUAUAAAUAUAGGCAUUUCCACUGUUCAAGUUGCCACUAUAUCGGGCCGCUUGCUGUACCGGUGCCUCCUCGCAAGGGCAGAAGGAAAUCAACUUGGGUUCCCUGGAUCGUGGCAAGAUCGUUCCUCGGUGAUUGUGUAGGGCGCAUCGUGGCUUUUGUGAGGUUUGACGAGGAAACGAUUUUCAGGUGUGAGAAACGGCGCGUGACAUGGUUUUCGCGGUGACGUACUCAUUGUGGUGCGUGUUUGUAUUUGUACUUAAUAACAGGCUAGACUUCAGUCUAAACCCCCAUUCGAUUUGCCAGGAUGUUCUCAUCGUCACCUAUUGUGCAGACACAUGUUCUCAGUCGCUGCGGCGUUGAGAACAGGUCAUGUCUAUUCGGGAGGCCAGGAUGCCACGAUCCCUAGCCGUCUGGAUUUAGAGAUGUUCUGCACGAUGUCCGAGGAUGUUAUAUCUACAGUUCAUACCAUCGCAACAUUUCAAGGAUCUAUGUGCUAUCCAGAGGGAGUUGCUUUCGUUGCGUUCGGAAGCAGCGUGUGAGAAUGUGAACCGUCCCUAUGCUGUAACCUUCACGACCCUUUGACGAUAGCUCUGUUUGGUGUUUCAUCUCUCCUUGCCUCCGGUCGUUCCGGUCCGGUUUCUCUUUCGAGAUUGGUGGUCAGAGAGCUGUCGUGCAAUGCUCCUACAUACGAGAGCACGAGAUUCCUAACUCUUCGAAACCACGAUUGUCCUUCCCUGUUCUACUUGUUGUUGUUGUUGUUGUUGCUGUUGUUGUUGUUGUUGUUGUUGUUGUUGUUGUUGUUGUUGUCUUCACAUUCAAACCCGUUCCGGUCUCCACUCAGUACCUUCUAAUGUCCGUACUGGUCCAACUGACGGAGGACGCCUUUCGUGGUCACAAGCCAACUGCCCCCCGUAGGGUUGCGAGGAGAAAAUUCACCUUUCCGACGUGCAUAGUUGAGACUUACGGGGACACUAUUGCCCGUGCUGUUGCUGUUUCUUUUCGCAGCGCUUCACUUUUCUUUAGUACUCUUGUUAAAACAUCUGCUUCUUGAAGCUGCGUAAUGUUCACUUCAUUCCAAUCUCGUCUGCGCCACAGCCGCUACAAAAGGGGAAACGUCUUUAAAGGAAAAUUGCUAUUGUUGCAGCGUCGACUGAUCCGGGCGAGAGCUACGCCGCCAAAAUUGUUUUCGUGUUUCCUUCGUUCUUGUGUUUUCAACGCUCAUCUGUGCAAGUAUGACAUACGGAGCAACUUUGGCCAAAGUGCGG
This is a messenger RNA of Ectocarpus sp. CCAP 1310/34, 3116 nucleotides long. NCBI's taxonomy places the organism in Eukaryota, Phaeophyceae, Ectocarpales, Ectocarpaceae. The record is from the annotation of a GenBank genome assembly.